AUGGACUUCGCCUACGACCAAAUCCAAGAAGAGUCUUUACCAGCAGACCGCGAAAACCAACCGUCCACCUCCUCCCAACCCCCCACCGACCUCAACGCCGAAUUCCAGCAAGCCUUCAAAGCCGUGUCCGCCUCACCCUGGGGCGCCCGUCUCGGCGGCUUCUUCGCCCAAGCGAAAAAGCAAGGCGAAUCACUCUACUCGGACGCGCAAAAGGAAUACGCCAGCCGAAGUGAACAAGCCGCAAAAGUAGCAGGAGAGCUCCAGAAAUCGCUGGUCGAGAGCACGAGGAAUAUCUCUCUGGCGCCUGACGCUGGGGCUGCCAACACCUCUUUCUCAGAUCCUAAUUUUGCGUUGCCUGAGGGUGUAGCGACGGAGAAGGGCAAGGAAAAGGAGGUGCAAGAGACACAGACAACAGCUCAAGCAACAAGGCCAGACUCCCUCCCCGCCGACAUCGUCAAGGAGGCUACAUCCCUCGUCUCACUCCUCCGCUCCAAAGCCGCCAAUGCAACUGCAAAUCUCAACCUCCAAAAGAUACAAGCCGCAGAAGAUGCAGCAGACGAAGCACUUCUCAAAUUUGGCACAAACAUAAAAUCCUUCCUCCGCGAUGCCGUCACGGUCACCGCUCCCUCAUCCUCGUCGUCGUCCACUGAAGUCCUCUUCGAAACCAACGACGCAGAAGGCAAAAGAGUCAUUCAUUCAUCGCGAUUCGAUGCGCAAUUGCAUGUCAUUCAUACAUCACCACAAACCUUUGUCAACGAUCCUGAUAGCGCUGAGUACGCCGAAUUCGCAAAGGAGUUUGACAUUGCGGCAAAGACGGAUGGGAUUGCGAAGGAUUUGGAAAAGUAUUCCGAGUUGAGGAGGGCGAUGGAGAAGUUGGUGCCCGAGAAGGUCGAGUAUGCUGUCUUCUGGUCGAGGUAUUACUUUUUGCGCAAGGUCAUUCAGGAGGAAGAGGUCAGGAGGCGGGAGGUCCUCAAGGGAGCAGCACAAUCCACAAACGAAGACCUAACCUGGGACUCCGACUCGGACUCCGAAAACGAAGACUCCAAAUCCGCGACUCCCACAAAGCAAAAGCCCUCCGUAACCACCACUACAGCUCCCAUCUCCUCAAACCCUGCCUCAUCAACACCAGUCAAGUCUUCCACGCCCACCACAUUAACGCCCACCCAACCCCAACACGAAGAAGACAUCAAAUCCGUCUCUUCAACCAGCGACACCUCCUACGAUAUGGUAUCAGGAACAACCAGUCGAGCAACCACUUCUCCUAAAGAUGAGAAGAGUGAGAAGGUCGCUGCUGCUGCUGCACCAAAGAUCGAUGAGGAGAGUGAUGAGGAGGAUUGGGAGUAA
Messenger RNA from Aureobasidium namibiae CBS 147.97, 1344 nucleotides. RefSeq names its product BSD-domain-containing protein. The transcript has 2 exons. Lineage: Eukaryota; Fungi; Ascomycota; Dothideomycetes; Dothideales; Saccotheciaceae. The coding region runs from base 1 to 1344 and encodes 447 amino acids. Gene Ontology annotation, cellular component: cytoplasm. The record is from RefSeq and is a predicted model, not a curated record.